UUAAAGCCUGCUGAAUGCAAGGUUCGACUUGCAGUUCGACUCUUCUUCGCUCUAUACCAUGAGACCACCAGCUGUCUUGAAAUUCGCGCUCUUCCUCCUCUUCUCCACACUAGGCGCAGGCCAACAACAGCACAUUGCCAGAGUCUUGGUGUAUUCUGCUACCACUGGGUUCCGACAUGACUCGAUACCCACGGCCAUUGAAGCAUUGGAGGCCAAUGCGGAAUCCAUAAACAGCAUCUUCGAGAGUACGGAAGAUAGGGGAAGGUUUACAGAUGAAUAUCUGUCGGAAUUCGAUGCUGUUGUAUUCCUGAGCACGACUGGCGACGUACUCGACGAAUCAGGUAGAGCUGCACUCCAAACGUAUCUCAACAGUGGAGGCAAUUUCGUCGGAAUACAUUCAGCAUCGGACUGUCUACGAAAUACGAGCUUUUUUGUUCGAGAGCUAGGUGCUCGGUUUGACUACCAUGCCGAUCUUCAAGAAGCGAACCUCGACGUAAUCGGACCACCUCACCCAAGCACAGAGGGACUUCCGUCCUCCUGGCGAAUCCGGGAUGAAAUGUACAACUUUGACUCAGACCCCCGAUCCAUUGGUGCAACAGUCAUUCUAGCCGCUGAUGAAUCGAGCUAUGUUGACAAUGGCCCACGUCGGUUCGACCAUGGGACCCCACACCCAAUUGCUUGGUUCCAAGUACAGGGAGCUGGCGUUGAGGAAGGAGGGAUCGCCGGUCGGAGCUUCUACACCAGCUUGGGACAUUUGAACGAGACUUGGGAGGAUCCUGUCUUCCUUUCUCAUGUUCUUGGAGGGAUAUCAUGGGUGCUGCAGUCGAACACAACGAAGGCGUCUAAUUUGCAUGCUUUGGUAGGCAAUCCUGAGUCGGUCCCCAUUGAAAGCAGCAGUACGACCGGCGGGGGCCCUGGCUCCACCGAAACGUCGCCCACGGCGUCUGUUCUUCCAACAGCUGGUGAUUCCGACGACUCUUCUGCUCACCGAGUUCUUGCACCGUUCCUUUUCUGGGCUCUCGCAAUGGCUACAUUGUCCUCGUUAUAA
Molecule: messenger RNA, 1048 nt
Organism: Coprinopsis cinerea okayama7#130
Lineage: Eukaryota; Fungi; Basidiomycota; Agaricomycetes; Agaricales; Psathyrellaceae
Product: glycosyl-hydrolase
Exons: 9
Coding region: 59-1048 (329 amino acids)
Source: RefSeq, a predicted model, not a curated record